This is a messenger RNA of Aethina tumida (small hive beetle), 5073 nucleotides long. RefSeq lists its product as uncharacterized. Bases 454 to 4869 code for a protein of 1471 amino acids. Gene Ontology annotation, biological process: signal transduction. NCBI's taxonomy places the organism in Eukaryota, Metazoa, Arthropoda, Insecta, Coleoptera, Nitidulidae. The transcript has 11 exons. The record is from RefSeq and is a predicted model, not a curated record.
CUCACUAAAAACGAUUCAGUUCUGAGUGGUCCACAUGCGAAGUUUAAGUAGCGACGCGUUACCCAAAAAAAAAUUUGCCAACGACCGAUCGCAACCCUAAAAAAGUCGGUAUUUCAGCCCUAGUUUAAGCGCAAUGUGUAUUUAAAAUUGAGUGUGAUUGAACUGUGAUUUAAUUUAUGCAAUCGGUGACAGUAAACACUAAUUAUUACUAGUGAUAUUCGAUUUUUGAUUGGAUUUGUGCGGACUUCCAAAGAAUUAUUAUUGAAAUUAACACCUAUGUUUAUUGUUCGAAAUAAAUAAUAAAACCAGUACCCAAGUAUAUUUUGUGCAAGUGCCAAAAUCCGCGACACUUUCCGUUUAAAUCACGAGCAUGAAUUGAACGGGCAAAACAAUUUUAAAUGUCCAGAGAAAUCCGUGUCAAAACAACACGUUGAAUAAUUCCCAUUGGCCAAGAUGGCGGACGCUAGUGUUAAACGAAAGUCCCUAGGCAGAAGUGCAUCCACGGAGAGCACCGACUACUCCCUCACCAUGGGCAAAAGUUUCAGGAAAAAGAAGCCGAAGGAACGAUGGCUGUUGACCAGGAAGACGUGGAGGUACAUGGCGGACGCCGGCAGGAAACUGAUCCCGGACGGCGCCCAAAACAGACCCGAGGACAUACCCAAGAUCGAGGCCUACUUCCAGGAGGUGUGCAAGAAGGAGAACCGCUUUCUGUUGUGGAGGAAAAACUCGUAUCCGGGCGCGUUGGGCUUCCGCAAGAAGCGCAGGAAGGUGAUCAAGGGCGGCAGUUGCAGGAAGGCGUGCAGCGAGGAUGAAAUCGUGCUGGGCAGGCCGGACAGGCCGUCGAGGCUCGACAUCUAUCCCACCACGACGGGGAAGUUCGACUUGAAGAAGAUGAAGGAGGAUUUCCUCAACCAACCGACGGAACACAGCGACUACAACCUGUUCGACCCCAUUAAGUUGAGCUCGGAGAGUUUGCCGGCCGACCCGGAGGAAAGGCAGCUCGUGAGUAUGCUGGAGACUUAUCUGAAAAUCGCCGAUCAGCCGGGCCACUCGAAGCUCAACCACGAGUUUAACUAUCAGGAACUGGUCGACAAGCUACAGAGGCACCUGAGCAUGGCCUCCAGACAAACGAGCUCUUUUCCUGGCUACUACAAGCCCGGACAGAUUCACUUCCAAGGCGACCACGUGCAGAAAAGUCUUUCGGAAACUUUGAGCAGAUACUACGGUGCUACAGGGAAUAGGGAUAAAAUAGUUUCAGAUUUGCUAACCGACAGGAAAGCGUUAGAAAAAUUGUAUUUCGAACUGAGGAAGACUAAAGGAUUUAGAGGAUCAAGGGGAGGAACUGGUUAUACCACCAGGUAUGGCUGUGGACCUUCUCAAAUGCCCAGUUAUGAUCUGAAGGCAACGGGUUCGAUUGAAAGGCGAACCGGAACGACUCAUCCACCACCUUUGAUUGAAGUGCAAAGUGAGACGUUCGAGGUGACUUACCGAGAUUACGGAACUCAAACUUUGGCAAUAACAGAACCAGAAUUACGAUUUUGCGAGGAAGAAUACAAGAAGGUUUUAGCUGAAAGAUACGACGAUGCGGGUUAUAAAGAUAGCAGAGGUAACAGAAGAAGAAGUAGUGUUGACAACGAUGACGUUUCACAAUCGGUUAGUGACACGAUUAAAAGGUACCUAAGAAUGGCGCGUAAAAAAAGUGUGGACACGGAAAAAGCGGACAGAUUCAAGCGCGUAAAUUACGACAGAAACUUGCGUAACAUAAAGGCUAAGGGUGAAAUAACGAAACCGGGCGACGAUGACGGUUUGAACAAGGGCUGUCAGACGAACGAAGAAUGGAUCUUAACCUAUCGCGACCUAAAGUUCCAAGAGAUUGCGGAAGUUUCGGACGCGGAAAGUCACGUUUCUAGUUCUAGAUCGAGCAUCGACGUUGGGGUGGUGGAGGCGGCGACGCCGACGUCACCGCCGCCCCACAAGAGCGCCAGUCAUUCGUUUUUAAGCUCCCUGUUGCAUGGCAAACACGAGAAAACUGAUAAGAAUUGUUCUUCAGCAGUGACGGCGGCCGCGAUGCAGAAGAGCAAGUCCUCGUCCAGCGUCAUACCUGGCGGGAGGCUCACCAAGAAGAUCUUCCGGUCGAGGUCCAAGAGCCAAACCAGGCCGAGUCACACGCCAUGCAGUUGGACGCCACAGGGUGGUUGCGUGUGGAACAGCGUGACUGGUCGUCAAGUCGUCCUGAACGACACGUCCCUCCUCAACUUGACCGACGUCGAGAGGAAAGUCCUGCAGGCUGUCGCAAUAGCCAAACUGCAAGCCUUAAACUUGGGAGUGAACGUCAAAGUCCCAACAGAAAACGUCGGCAUCGUCAGCAAACCGAAGAGACGGCCGUACCUGCUCAAAAGGAAGGCACUCACAACGGGAAUAUUUGAUACGAGCCGAAAGGACGCCGAAAAAGAAGGAAGCACCUCGGGCGGCCUGGUGUUCGGGAUCCCUUUGACGCAGUGCGUGGAGAACGAUCGGAUAGCGAGGGCGGCCGCCGGCACCAGUCCCUUCAGGAGUCGGGCGGAGCUGGCGGGCACUGCCGACUACGCGCCCGCCACCAUCGACCGGCAUGGUUCCAGGGCAAGCUUUAGCUCGCUCAUCGACUCGCCCCGAGGCGAUGAACGAGGAUCCUGCGAGAGUCUGAUGGCGAGAGGAAGGAUGGUGGGAAGUGUGCCGGGUCUCCUGGACAAAUUAUCCUGCGGUUCAACCGCUGACAUAACCGGCGCAGCAAUGGAGGACGAAGCCUCAGUUCCAAACAUCAUAAACGAAUGCAUCCGGCAUUUGGAACAUCACGGCCUCCACAUCGAAGGCAUCUUCAGGGUGAGCGCCUCCAAGAAACGCGUCCGGCAGUUAAGAGAGGACUUCGAUUGCGGAAAGGAAACGACUCUGGACGAGGUACAAUGCCCGCAAGAUGUGGCGACAUUGUUGAAAGAAUACCUUAGGGACCUGCCUGAUCCUCUUCUGUGCAGAGAUCUCUACCAAGCGUUCGUACAAACACAAAAAAUACGCAAUAGGAGACUGCAGUUUGAGGCUCUUCAGCAUCUUUUACAACUAUUACCUCCAUCGAAUAGGGACACGCUCUUUACGUUACUGGCUUUUUUAGCUACUGUAGCUAAGUACGCAGACGAUGUAAAGGAUUCUUCUGGUGAACAUUUGCCUGGCAAUAAAAUGGAUUCCAACAACCUGGCAACGGUAUUCGCCCCAAACAUCCUACAUUGCAUUAAACCAGGAGCUAAAGACGCAACGGCAGAUCGUCCUGAAGACCGUUUCGACAUCAUCAACGUGGUUAGGACCUUGAUAGACCACUACAAGCAGUUGUUCACAGUCUCCGCAGCUCUGUUGGACGAAGUUUACGUCCACAUGAUGGACUCCAACCCUGAAGAGCUAGAUCUGUUGCUGACCAAAAAAGAUAACAGCCUAGCUGCCGAUGAGUCCGUUGAUGAGUUGGACAGUGAAAGCAACUCGGCGCCUUGGACUCCGACGAUGCCGACGGCGGAAAUGUCGAUUGAAAGCAUCGUGGACGGGGACGGAAGAAGCACGCCGUCCGAGCCGAAGAAAACUUACUCGAGGGAGGAGUUUUUGCACGAGGCAGCCGCCACUGGAGGACCAAACGUCGGCAUGAGAAUCCGUCACAAGGAUCGUAUAAGGGAGAGGAGCGAAAGGAGCUUGAGACGCAGGCGAGAGGAAUCGGCUACCAGGAAACGUAGCAGCGAGGAGUCUAGUGGAAUUUCGUCGGCCAUCUCCCUAAUCUCCAAACUGCGGGGACAGAAAGACGACGAAUACCAAUACGGCAAACACCGCUCGUCAUCCAUCGAAAGCACCAGCUCCACCCACACGGACAGCGACUUAAACCGUGCCUUAAGGAUGUCCGAGGAUUACGAAAGGAGGAAGUCUUCGCCGUACAUCUUGGACAACAGCGGCGUCAUAACGGCCAGCCUGACGAUUCCCGUGCAGACGCAGGGACAGGCUUACAAUGUGGAUGACGACAUUCCUUACAUCGAAGAUGGGGAGAACGGGAGGCAGCAGCUGACAAUCGGGGUGGUGAGGACGCCGACUGCCCCGCCGAGGAGGAGGCAGACUUCGAUGAGCGGAAGCGACUCCUCUUUGGCUUCUAACGUUCAACCCAUCACUGGAUCCAUUUCUUUGAUGCAAGGCUAUGAUUCAGCCAUGGGAUCGUCGGCGACUUUUUCCAGCCCGGUUCAAAACACCCCCACAUCCAUCUCCAGCAGUAUCGCAGACCAAGGCCCGUACAGUUCCCCACCGAGUUGGGCUUCCUCACCACCAACUUCUCCAGACAGCAACAACACGUCGGUUAAUUACAUACCCGACGAAGUGCCGGUCCAAAGGCCGGAACGAAGACGCACCACCAGCACCAGCAAAGACAGCCCGGUCGUCCAGAAGGUGUCGUUCUCGAACACCCAGGAGGUGCAGCAAAUCAGCAAGCAGCCGACGAGGAAGUUCAGCGGAACGGACAUCAACAAAACGACGACGACCUACGAAACGGAACCAACAAAACGUGAGCCCAAGUUCACGGCCAGCAUUUCCAACAUCGGAAAUGCGGUGCUGCGAUCGAAGACACAGGACUUCGAGAAAAUCAUCAAGGUGGAGGCCAAAGCGAAGACGACGGCGAACGCUGUCGCCGAACGGGAAAAGAAGAAGUACACGAAAAGACGGUACACCGAUUCGAGACACCAAACUAGACAUAUACCGGACUCGGAGGCGCUUGAAUCAAGCGCCGCGACGAGUAAAAAGGAGACGACAGCGAGUUUGUCUCAAGUGGGACCUUUUUAUAAAAGGAGGGAGCUCAUUUCGAGCGUGCCGACCAAGUGAAGUUUGGUCGAAAGUUGCGUGCAAGUGCGGAGAUAUCGUUCACAGAUGUGUUCAUGAACCAAGCAAAGCAAUUAAGGUGAUAAGUGUUUUAGAUCUAGUCCUAUUUAGUGUUUACUGUCAAUUGUUAUUUAUUUUUAAGGGUGCAUGCAAAUCACACAGUUUUUGAUGUAUAAUAUUCAACCAGAAUAAAUUAUUGUAAAUUUA